Messenger RNA from Vigna radiata var. radiata (mung bean), 2063 nucleotides. Its product is annotated as ruBisCO large subunit-binding protein subunit beta, chloroplastic. Gene Ontology annotation, molecular function: ATP binding; ATP-dependent protein folding chaperone. The transcript is spliced from 14 exons. Lineage: Eukaryota; Viridiplantae; Streptophyta; Magnoliopsida; Fabales; Fabaceae. The record is from RefSeq and is a predicted model, not a curated record. Bases 96 to 1877 code for a protein of 593 amino acids. Gene Ontology annotation, cellular component: chloroplast stroma; cytosolic ribosome. Gene Ontology annotation, biological process: protein refolding.
AAAACCUAAUCCUUUACCCAUUUCCCCACCCUCAACACUCCAAAGCGUUUACGUUAUCCACAACGACACUCAUCAACCCUCCUUAAACCCUAGCUAUGGCUUCUACCUUCAACGCAAUGUCCUCAUACAAGCUCUCCUCCUCCGCCGCCAUCUCCUCCUUCCCCUUCUCUGGCUCUCGCCGUCAAUCCAAUGGCGUCGUUCUCGCCAGAAGAAGCCGCAACGCCAGGGUCUCCGCCAUGGCCAAGGAGCUGCAUUUCAACAAGGACGGCACCGCAAUCAAGAAACUCCAGAGCGGUGUGAACAAGCUAGCGGAUCUGGUAGGGGUCACGCUUGGUCCCAAAGGAAGGAAUGUUGUUCUCGAGAGCAAGUAUGGUUCGCCGAAAAUCGUUAACGACGGUGUUACUGUUGCCAAAGAGGUUGAAUUGGAGGAUCCCGUUGAGAAUAUUGGUGCCAAGUUGGUGAGGCAAGCUGCUGCCAAGACCAACGACUUGGCUGGUGAUGGAACCACGACAUCUGUUGUUCUAGCUCAAGGCCUUAUCGCCGAAGGUGUUAAGGUUGUCGCUGCCGGUGCCAACCCUGUCCUCAUCACUCGUGGCAUUGAGAAGACAGCAAAGGCUCUGGUGUCUGAGCUUAAGAAGAUAUCAAAAGAGGUUGAAGAUAGUGAGUUGGCAGAUGUGGCAGCAGUUAGUGCUGGGAACAAUUAUGAAGUAGGAAAUAUGAUAGCUGAAGCAUUGAGUAAAGUUGGUAGAAAGGGUGUUGUGACCCUUGAGGAGGGAAAGAGUGCCGAUAACAGUCUAUAUGUCGUCGAGGGAAUGCAAUUCGACCGUGGCUACAUUUCUCCAUAUUUCGUUACUGACAGUGAGAAAAUGGCUGUUGAGUAUGAGAACUGUAAGCUGCUGUUGGUUGACAAAAAAAUAACCAAUGCUAGGGAUCUUUUCAACAUACUGGAGGAUGCUAUUAGAAGUGGAUACCCUAUAUUGAUUAUUGCGGAGGAUAUUGAACAGGAAGCUCUAGCAACUCUUGUGGUGAACAGACUUAGAGGGUCACUUAAGAUUGCAGCACUUAAGGCCCCUGGAUUUGGAGAACGCAAGAGCCAGUACCUUGAUGAUAUUGCAAUCUUGACUGGAGGUACUGUAAUCAGAGAAGAGGUUGGCCUUUCUUUGGACAAAGCUGGGAAAGAGGUUCUCGGAUUUGCGUCUAAGGUGGUACUCACCAAGGAUACAACAACAAUUGUUGGUGACGGAAGUACCCAGGAGGCGGUGAACAAGAGAGUUGCACAAAUUAAGAACCUAAUUGAGGCUGCAGAGCAAGAUUAUGAGAGAGAAAAGCUGAAUGAGAGAAUUGCUAAAUUGUCUGGUGGUGUGGCUGUGAUUCAGGUUGGCGCACAAACCGAAACAGAGCUCAAGGAAAAGAAAUUGAGAGUAGAAGAUGCUCUUAAUGCUACAAAGGCAGCUGUAGAGGAAGGUAUUGUAGUUGGAGGUGGCUGCACUUUGCUGAGACUUGCAUCAAAGGUGGAUGCAAUCCGGGAUAGUCUUGAUAAUGAUGAAGAAAAAGUUGGGGCUGAUAUUGUAAAAAGAGCUCUUAGUUACCCUCUGAAAUUAAUUGCCAAGAAUGCUGGUGUCAAUGGUAGCGUUGUCAGCGAGAAGGUAUUGUCCAGCGACAAUCCAAGAUAUGGAUAUAAUGCUGCCACUGGGAACUAUGAAGAUUUGAUGUCUGCUGGGAUCAUUGACCCAACAAAGGUCGUCAGAUGUUGCUUGGAACAUGCAGCCUCUGUUGCGAAGACCUUCUUAAUGUCAGAUUGCGUGGUUGUUGAGAUAAAGGAACCUGAGCCCGUACCUGCUGGAAACCCCAUGGACGGUUCAGGAUAUGGUCUGUAGAGACCCACGGGGAAGUUCAGUGAGAACAGAUUUUUUUUUCUCCGGAUGGAAUGCAGAGUUUGGUAGCCAUUUUAUUUGUAGAUGGAUACCUGUAUUAGUGUUAUGAACCAGAUAGUAAUGCACCAUCCCAUGCCUAUAUUUUUUGAAGUUAUUAAUAAAAAAUUUUGCGAAUUACUUGAGAUUUUA